GGGAAAGCGUGGACGACGCAGUCGACUCGCCGGCCCCCGGGGCGGUUAGCGCUUCCGGGGUCGAAGGGUGCGCGGGGUUGAAAGCGGCCCGCUCCGCCCCGUCCCCCUCCCAGACCAGCAGAGGCAGCAGCCGGAGCAGCCGCAGCCUGCGCCCUCUCCCGCCCGCCCGCCCUCCGCCCGCCCGCCCGCCCUCCGCCGCCCUCCACCCGCCCCGGGGUCUCUUUCCCCCUUCCUCCUCCUCCACCCCCCCUCCUCCGCCCGCUAGCGGGGCCCCCCUCGCCUUCCCGCCCGCCCCUAUUGUUCCGCCCCCGGCCUCCCGCCCUUCCCCUUCCCGCCCGCUCCCCUUUUCCCCUCAGUCGACUCGCGCCUCCAGUGACCAAAGACUUGACCACUCAAAGUCCAGCUCCCUGUAACUGCUAGACAUGGACACCGGUGUGAUUGAAGGUGGAUUAAAUGUCACUCUCACCAUCAGGCUACUUAUGCAUGGAAAGGAAGUUGGCAGUAUCAUCGGAAAGAAAGGAGAAUCUGUUAAGAAGAUGCGCGAGGAGAGUGGUGCACGUAUCAACAUCUCAGAAGGGAAUUGUCCUGAGAGAAUUAUCACUUUGGCUGGACCGACUAAUGCCAUCUUCAAAGCCUUUGCUAUGAUCAUUGACAAACUGGAAGAGGACAUAAGCAGCUCUAUGACCAAUAGCACAGCUGCCAGUAGACCCCCGGUUACCUUACGGCUGGUGGUUCCUGCUAGUCAGUGUGGCUCUCUUAUUGGAAAAGGUGGUUGCAAGAUCAAGGAAAUAAGAGAGAGUACAGGGGCUCAGGUCCAGGUGGCAGGGGAUAUGCUCCCCAACUCAACUGAGCGGGCAAUCACUAUUGCUGGCAUUCCGCAAUCCAUCAUUGAGUGUGUCAAACAGAUCUGUGUGGUCAUGUUGGAGUCCCCCCCGAAGGGCGUGACCAUCCCGUACCGGCCCAAGCCCUCCAGUUCUCCAGUCAUCUUUGCAGGUGGUCAGGACAGGUACAGCACAGGCAGCGACAGUGCGAGCUUUCCCCACACCACCCCGUCCAUGUGCCUCAACCCUGACCUGGAGGGACCACCUCUAGAGGCCUAUACCAUUCAAGGACAGUAUGCCAUUCCACAGCCAGAUUUGACCAAGCUGCACCAGUUGGCAAUGCAACAGUCUCAUUUUCCCAUGACCCAUGGCAACACCGGAUUCAGUGGCAUUGAAUCCAGCUCUCCAGAGGUGAAAGGCUAUUGGGCAGGUUUGGAUGCAUCUGCUCAAACUACUUCUCAUGAACUCACCAUUCCAAAUGAUUUGAUUGGCUGUAUAAUCGGGCGUCAGGGCGCCAAAAUCAAUGAGAUCCGUCAGAUGUCUGGGGCGCAGAUCAAAAUUGCAAACCCAGUGGAAGGAUCUACUGAUCGGCAGGUUACCAUCACUGGAUCUGCUGCCAGCAUUAGCCUGGCUCAGUAUCUAAUCAAUGUCAGGCUUUCCUCGGAGACAGGUGGCAUGGGGAGCAGCUAGAACAGAGCAGAUUCAUCCAUAAUCCCUUCCUGCUGUUCACCACCACCCAUGAUCCAUCUGUGUAGUUUCUGAACAGUCAGCGAUUCCAGGUUUUAAAUAGUUUGUAAAUUUUCAGUUUCUACACACUUUAUCAUCCACUCAUGAUUUUUUAAAAGUGUUUUAAUUCCUUUCUCUGUUCAGCAGUUAUGCUGAGAUAUCCAUAUUUAGUUUUAUAAGCUUCUCCCCCCUUUUUUUUGGCUCAUGAAUUUUUGUUUGUCAUGGAAAUGUAAGAGUGGAUUAUUAAUACAUUUCAGUUUAGUUCUGUAAUGUCAGGAAUUUUUCAAAAAAAAAAAAAUUAAAAGAUGGACUGGAGCUUUUUCUUUGUGAAUAGAAACUGGAUGCCACAGUGA
Arvicanthis niloticus (Nile rat) is the source of this 1900-nucleotide messenger RNA. RefSeq names its product poly(rC) binding protein 2 (gene Pcbp2). NCBI's taxonomy places the organism in Eukaryota, Metazoa, Chordata, Mammalia, Rodentia, Muridae. Gene Ontology annotation, molecular function: RNA binding. The record is from RefSeq and is a predicted model, not a curated record.